GCUGUUGAAGUGUAUACUUGGCGAAUUCUGAACGAAGUGUAAAAAGUGUUAUAUAUUGCUUUAUCUUGUUGUAUCUUAUGUACACCAAUUAAACAAUAAAAUGGUAUAAGAAACGUAUGUGAAAAAAAUGCUUAGACAGGAAAAUUUGGCAGCUAAUUUUUGUGGCUUAUUGGUCAGCCAGGGUUGUACUGAUAAGUCCAUCGAGUGGCGUGUAUUGGGCCAAGAACAAGAUGGCUCAAUGCUGGCUUCCUGGCAAUUUGAAAAAUUUUCAGAGGGAAAAGAAACAUGCAUUGGCCAUUUCAAUGCAUCUACCAAAACAUUGCGUAUACUGUGGCGAAUAAAGGAGUCCGUCGAAGUUGUUCAAGCCACGGUUAAUAGCUCAUUAAGUCUACUGUCAUAUGUUGUGAAAAAAAUGUGGCUGGAGGAAUGUGGAGACAGCACUGAGGAUGAGAAAUCGCCUGCGUUGCAUUACUUUGCAUACAUCACUGAAGUUCGGGGGGAAAACAUGAGUGCUGAAAGCACACCUUUGCUAACAAAACCUAGCAGACGUCAAGUAUUGGUCCAAUUCUUGUGGCGUACGGAAAAUCGAUUCGACAAAAUAUGGCAAGACAAGCUGCUGGUACUUACACAUGAAAUAAGUAUACUUCAGUACACAUGCACUAUAAAACCAACGGAUACAAACGCUCUGACGCUCGAUUUCGCAAACGACAGUGCUUGGUUUUUGGACUCAUCACUGUUGAUGGCUGAGUGUUUGGCGAAAAGUUUUUCUUGGGCACAAUUCGAUAGUGAUAAUCAGGCUUUGUACUAUAUACAUAUGAAGCCUAAAGCGAAAAGCACAAGUCUUUUGGAGACGGAUGACGGCGAUAAAGAAAUUAAUGACGUGAUGAGUCCAACGCUGUCCGCAUUCCAGUUUAAUGACAAAUUACCUACGGAAACUGUGCUCAAUAUUCCCUUGAACUUGCCGAAAUUGCCCACCGGUUCAUUCCAUGACGACGAUGAUCCAACUUACGAAGAUGAUGUGGUUCCUUUGCGAGUUCACGACUCAUCGCUGAAUCUUAUUAUCUUGGCUGAUCCGAGCGGCAUGCUCUUUGUUUGCCAUUACUAUUUGUAUCAACCAAUUCAACCGAAGAAUGUUGACGAAAGUGAAACACCAUCGGCUGGCAGCUCAACAACGGCGUCUUCUACGUCAUCAGCGAAUGCGUCGCGCAAGGUGGAUGUUCACUUUGCAUAUUCUGUUACUCUACUGCAUCAUGGUUGUGUGGUGCACUGUGUAAUGCCGGGGGUGCCCUGGGAGAAAGCUCGACUUUUAAAACCUACAUUUGCUCUACAUGGCGCCCAUCAUUUGCUUGUAUUCCAGCCAGACUUGUUUGUACAUCUUUUGGACGUAGGUUUAACACAUGAACCCUGUUGCCACAUAGUGUGUCCAGCUCACAAUCGCAAUCCCUUAACUCAUCUAGUCCCUUGUCGAAAGUGGGGAUCUAUGGCGUACGAUACAGCAACAUUGGAUUUAGUAUCAUUGUCUGUACCGCGAUCACAUUUAAUUGAAGCAUUUCGAAAUGACACAUCGGUCGACAAUCGCCUGAGCAUUAUUCACCAUUUCUUGGUACACGCCUCAAACGACCAGCUAGAUGUGUUGGCAGAACUUUUAAGUAUUAUAAUGGAGCGUCCACUGUCCUUGGACACAGUAGCAUUGUUAAAAGAGUCUCUAGUUGCUGGUAGCUAUGCAGCGGCAUUGCGUGGUCUUCCCUCGGAUGCCUUGAGCAUGUCAAAGUAUCUCCCACUAACCACUGCGGAUGCUUCAAAACCAAUACAGGCAAGAGUGGCCGAAAUUAGUGUCGGUAUAUCGCAUGAAAGCUUAUAUAAUACUAGUAUGAUGUUGUUGUCUCCACAACAAAGACUUUCUCCAUAUAAAGCUGAUAUAUGGACACGUUUGUGGGAACAUUUAAAUGAUGCAGGACAAAAAGAGAACUCAAGUUGCAUCCACAGACGUUUUACAGUGGAACAAGUUAGUGAAAAACUUAUGUUUUCACUGGCAUGCUACCAGCCGGAAGCUCUGUCACGUUGCACAACACCCCAAACAACUACUCCAAGCAGUGGUGCAAAUCUCGAUUUUGCAUCCGCUAGUCGACGAAGUUGCAAUGAGGUCAUGCCGUUUAUUGAAAUUGAAUCAUGUACAGCAACCAAACAAGAACACGUCAUGUCGGUGACAUUACGGGAGCUAAGUGUGCAUUUGGUAAAAAAUUCAUCGAAACCAAAUACAGGAUUUCGUUGGCUCAAAGAAACCUUUUUUGAGAGAUCCCAAGCGCCAGCACAUGUACACGCAGUGGCUACACAGUAUGUGGCAUCGCAAUUGGACCUCUCACGUUCACUUUGCUCAUUAGUUUGUCGUGCUGCGGGAUUAGAUGCUCGUCACGAAACUUUUCGUGGCUUCCAGUUAAUAGACCAAAUGAGCAAUGGGCAGCAGUACUCACUAUUUCUGAUAUUGGAGCGUUACUGUUUAGCGGUAGAUUCGAUUGCAUUCCCAUUACCACAGGGAUUUGCUUCCUUCUUUACAUAUCUGGGUUACAGGGCUCUCACCUUUGAAAUGUUUUUGCAGUAUAUCCAGAAUUUUGUCUUCGAGCUUCAGAUUGAUGUUAUGAAAACCAUUUUAAGUGAUAUCGAUGAUUCCAAGGAGGGCAUUGAGAAAAAAUUAUCUUUGCUAUCUGCAUUACCGAAGCAGCGUGCCCAACGUUUACUUAAAAAUUGGCAUCAUCCCGAAAGUCUAAUGAUACGUGGUCGCGAACAUGCUUCAAAUAUACUUUCCGGAAACCCGGUUCAGCAAAGGAAGGGCAGCGUAUGUAAUGUCAACUCGCAAAUACGAUCGACAAUCCGGAGUGAUAUUUUGACGCAAAAAAACUUGGUGUUAUUGUAGCCACAUUUUCAUGUGGAGAUGGCGAUCCUUGUCAAAGUCCCGUAGAUGAGCAAGCUCGUUUCAAUCGCCGCUCGAUUACAUAGGCACUUAAUAUUUGUGUCGUUGCCGCCCGGCCUCUACUGAGACCCCCCGCUCGAUACCGAUGAUUGUCCGCGACUGCCGUUGCAGCUACUCCGUAUGGAGCAUUCCACCAUCCGCAACCAGAGGACGGAAUUUAAACGAAAGUAUUAUGUUCUCAUUGAGAUUAUUGUAGUGUUUCAAAAAUAUAAUCGCGAAAAAAAUUGUGUUCAAUUGCGAAAAAUUAACAUACUACCAGCCAUAAGUUAAAAUAAUUUCUCUUAUUUCUGGCAUCGAAGCUCGCCAGUACAUUUCUUGCAAACUUAGACAACACCCGCAGGUGUUCGAAAUUCGUUUUUAUUUCACAUUUUCAUUCACAUCAUCAAUGUCAAUCUGAGUUAUAAUGGAGCCAAAUCCUAUGAUUUGACAUGACCACUGAUAAACAUCCUCUUAACUGAAUUUUCACUACUGUAUCCACAUUAUCAUUUUAUCAUUUUGUGUUUAGAUUCCUUUGGCAAAUCUGCCACAUUCCAGUGUUGCAGGAUACCGCUUUUAUUUGUUACAUUAUUUCUGGUUACAAUAGGACUUUCGAUAAUAUGCAUUACAAUCGCUCGGAAAGGCAAUUAGUUCUUUCAAUAUAAUUAAUGGUAAGAGAAUAGUUGCAGAAUAGGCUGUCGUGGUGUCUUAAUUGUUGCAGGUAGAUACACGUGUAGAAAUGUUUCGAUACUUGUUAACUCUUUCUGGUUAGACGUGCUGUAUGUCUUUUACUUUCUCAAUAUGUAGAUGGUACAACAUAUGUUCGAUGAAUUUUUUAUUUUGAAAUGUUCUAAUUUGCU
Molecule: messenger RNA, 3804 nt
Organism: Stomoxys calcitrans (stable fly)
Lineage: Eukaryota; Metazoa; Arthropoda; Insecta; Diptera; Muscidae
Gene: pigeon
Product: protein pigeon
Exons: 8
Coding region: 128-2911 (927 amino acids)
Biological process (GO): positive regulation of amyloid-beta formation
Cellular component (GO): trans-Golgi network
Source: RefSeq, a predicted model, not a curated record